Lodderomyces jiufengensis is the source of this 1095-nucleotide messenger RNA. It is a transcript of the gene CDC73, whose product is annotated as Cdc73p. Gene Ontology annotation, cellular component: Cdc73/Paf1 complex. NCBI's taxonomy places the organism in Eukaryota, Fungi, Ascomycota, Pichiomycetes, Serinales, Debaryomycetaceae. The coding region runs from base 1 to 1095 and encodes 364 amino acids. Gene Ontology annotation, biological process: transcription elongation by RNA polymerase II; positive regulation of transcription elongation by RNA polymerase II. The record is from RefSeq and is a predicted model, not a curated record. Gene Ontology annotation, molecular function: RNA polymerase II complex binding. The transcript has a single exon.
AUGUCUGGAGUACAAGCAUUAAGGGCUCUACGUAAAGCAUCAUCAAAGGGGGAACCAUUCAAAUUAUACAAUUCAGAGGAAGAAGAAAUAGAUUCAAUAAAAGAUGCCUCACAAGUAUCAUUCGGAAAUAUUGAAACAAAAUAUGACUUAGACCUAGAAACAAAUUUCUAUAGUGAUGAACAACCACAAGAUUUAAGAUCAGUAGUAUUUUGUUGGCUAUAUGAAAAAAACACUGAUCAAGAAUACAAAGCAAAAGCUGCAGAACUUGGCUUUACUCCAUUUUCAAUUUUGUGUAGAUUCGAUUUACUUACUUGGUUAAAAGGUUCAAUAGAUUCUUGUCAAUUUGUUAAAGAAGAUAAAGAUUCUCAAAGUAAUGAUAAAUCAAAAGAUCAUAAAUCAGAACCAGAAUUUAAAAAACAUAAAUUGGAUGAUCCACAAAUAGAUAGAAUAAAUGAAUUUGAAAGAGAGUCAGUUGAUCACAAUGCAGCUUUAAGAGGUUCCAAAAAUAUAGAUUUUAGUUAUUUAAUAUCUGAUGCUAAAAAAUUUAUGCAUGAAUUAAAACGAGCUAAAACAAAUCCUCAAAGUAGUGAAAAAUCAAGUUCAGCUAAGAAACAACCUAUAAUCAUCGUAUCACCAGCAACAACUUCAUUACUUGCAUUAUCAAAUAUAAAACAAUUUUUAGAAAAUGGAACAUUUACUGAACCAGUACCCACAAAUAGACCACAAUCAGGAGUAGUAAUACUUAAUCAUCCAUCAGAGAAAUUGAUACCUCAAGGUCAAAAAAUUAUGGUUGUUGACAAUACAGAUCUUUUCACGAAUCCAGACUAUUGGAAUAGAGUAAUAGCAAUUUUUACAACUGGUCAAGUUUGGCAAUUCAGCAAGUAUAAAUAUAGUAGAGGAGAAAUAUUAUUUCAGAAGUAUCAAGGGUUUUAUUUAGGAUAUCAAGGAGAAUCAACUCCUCAUCAAAUAAAAGAAUGGAAUGUACGUGAAUUAAAAGUAAAUAAAGGUGAUCAAAGAUUUAAAGAUAAAGUGCUUGUAAAAGAUCUUUGGAUUGAGUUAGAAAAAAUACUUAUAAAUAAAGGAUAUGGUAAAUAA